Molecule: messenger RNA, 1337 nt
Organism: Dufourea novaeangliae
Lineage: Eukaryota; Metazoa; Arthropoda; Insecta; Hymenoptera; Halictidae
Gene: Fib
Product: rRNA 2'-O-methyltransferase fibrillarin
Exons: 5
Coding region: 1-1035 (344 amino acids)
Biological process (GO): box C/D sno(s)RNA 3'-end processing; rRNA methylation
Cellular component (GO): nucleolus; box C/D methylation guide snoRNP complex; small-subunit processome
Molecular function (GO): RNA binding; rRNA methyltransferase activity; histone H2AQ104 methyltransferase activity
Source: RefSeq, a predicted model, not a curated record
AUGGUCGCCAACAGCAGCCAACAGUCACCAACUUCCGUAAAAGUUUGGUGGCGUCUGAAAUACACGUGCAUGGAGAGAUUUUCACCAGGUGGAGGGGGAGGGGGAGGAGGAGGUGGAGGUGGAUUUAGAGGUGGUAGAGGAGGAGGUCGCGGUGGUGGUGGAGGAGGAGGAUUUAGAGGAGGAAGGGGUGGAGGUGGAGGAGGUAGAGGAGGUGGAGGUGGACGUGGAGGAGGAAGAGGAGGUGGUACCCCACGUGGACGUGGUGGUGGCCGUGGAGGAGGAAGAGGACGUGGAGGUGGUGGUUUCAAAGGUGGCAAAACUGUUGUUAUAGAGCCACAUCGUCAUGAAGGAGUUUUUAUAGCUAGAGGAAAAGAGGAUGCAUUAGUUACUUUGAAUUUAGUACCAGGGUCAGAAGUAUAUGGGGAAAAGAGAAUUAGUGUUGAGGGAGAAAAUGGCGAAAAAAUCGAAUACAGAGUUUGGAAUCCAUUUAGAUCAAAGUUAGCUGCUGCCAUACUUGGCGGUGUAGAUCAAAUUCAUAUGCCACCGGGAAGCAAAGUGUUAUAUUUGGGUGCUGCAUCUGGAACUACUGUGUCACAUGUAGCAGAUGUUGUUGGUCCAGAGGGACUUGUUUAUGCCGUGGAGUUUUCACACAGAUCAGGCAGAGAUCUUAUAAAUGUUGCCAAGAAACGGACAAAUAUUAUUCCAAUAAUAGAAGAUGCAAGGCAUCCUCAUAAGUAUAGAAUGCUUGUUGGAAUGGUGGAUACAAUAUUUGCCGAUGUCGCACAGCCCGAUCAAGCCAGAAUAGUAGCUCUGAAUGCCCAAUACUUCCUCAAAAAUGGAGGUCAUUUCGUUAUUUCUAUUAAGGCAAGUUGUAUAGACUCCACAGCUCAACCUGAAGCAGUAUUUGCUGCCGAAGUGAAAAAACUUAUCGCUGACAAAUUGAAACCCCAGGAACAAAUCACGUUAGAACCAUAUGAAAGAGAUCAUGCCGUAGUAGUCGGUGCUUUCAGGCCGCCACCUAAAAAGGCUACUUAAAAUAUGUAUAUAUGUAUCAUCUAAUUAUUAAGAUCAGUUUGAUUAACCAUCAUCAUUUAGAAUGUAUGCAAUAUCUUUUGAUCGAUUGACUGCAAGUAAUGUUCUCAAAUAUUUUUGCGAGGCUUACGUACGAGAAGAUGAAAAUAGUUUUGUAAUAUAAUGUAAAGUUAGAUAAAUAUGAUGCAGGUAUUUCAGACGUUUUUCUACAAAUGAAAUUCAGUUCACUAUUGUACCUGUAUAGUCGGUACAUCGAAAGGAACGUAUAUGUACGAUUGUUUAAUAUAAAGUUUAUAUUUUAAAUA